CCCUCCCCAAUGACGGAGUCUGAUUGAACUUGCUGGCUCCCACUCGCUCUGCCCCAGUUUUCCUCAGGACAAAUGAGAAGCACUACUCUCCAAGUGCAAGAUUUUGGGAAUAUGUGUCAGAGAUGCCUGUCAGUAAAACAUCCAUCUUGCCCUAAUUUCUGCAUGGAGUGCUGCAAUGUCGAGUGAAAUAACCUUCCAAGCUGGCUCUGGUGCAGAGGUAUUUUGGCUUAUGUUAUUGCUGAGAGCUUUCUUUCUGAUGAGCUCUUUCUGCCUCUCUGUGUUUCUGAUGUCUGACUCUCUUCACUCUUCUUUUUCCCUUGGGCUGGGAUGUGUGCUGUUUGCAAUGCAUCAGGAAGUAAUACGCAAUGAGAAAACUCUCAUCAUCUGUGCAUCAGGGAGAGAAUUACUGACUGAGUGCUGAGCAGUCAAGUUAUUGAUUCAAACCAAAGCCCAGUCUCUCUGUCUGCUGGGCUGGUUACAUCCUGCUGGUUCACUGCAUUUAAUCGGAUUCCCCAAGCUGCCACGCAGAGGGGGCAAGUUAGAGCCAGAUCCAUCUAUAAUGUUCGCCUCAAAAUCCAGCUCUGUGUCCCCUUCUCCGUCCAUGGAACAGGCAGAUUCCGAUGCUCUGGACAUCAGCACCAAAGUGCAGCUGUAUGGUGUGCUCUGGAAGAGACCCUUUGGGAGGCAGUCGGCCAAAUGGUCCAGGAGGUUCUUCAUCAUUAAGGAAAGCUUCCUGCUGUACUAUGCUGAGAGUGAGAAGAAGAGUUUUGAAAGUAAUAAGUACUUCAAUAUCCAUCCCAAGGGUGUCAUACCCCUGGGAGGCUGCAUUGUGGAGCCCAAAGAAGAGGCCAACAUGCCUUAUGCCAUAAGGAUCUCUCAUGAAGACUUCCAUGGUAACAUUGUUCUAGCAGCUGAAUCAGAGUUUGAGCAGGCUCAGUGGCUGGAGAUGCUACAGGAGUCUGGAAAAGUAACCUGGAAGAAUGCCCAACUGGGAGAAGCCAUGAUUGAGAGCCUGGAAGCUCAAGGACUGCAGCUGGCCAAGGAGAAACAAGAAUAUUUGGAUAAACUAAUGGAAGAAACAGAAGAGCUAUGUCUGCAGAGGGAACAAAAAGAGGGUGCAUUCCUGUCUUCUCUUUUGGAGCAGGAACUGGAGCGUCUGAACCAGAUCCUGGAAGCAGAGAAGCAGCGUUUUGAAGAGGUGGUGCGGGAGCUGCGGCUGGAGCAGGAGGAGAUCAGACGGGAGCUGGAGCUCACAGCCCGCUCCCUUAAAGGAGUGGAGGAAGAGAAGAAAGAGUUGCGAAGCCUGACAGAGUCCUUACAGAACACCCUAGAGGAGCUCUCCCUGGAAAAACAACAAAUGCUGGAGAUGCUGGAAGAAAAUGAGAGCCAAGUCCCACCUCCAACCAGCCCCAGCAAGGAGCAAAGCCCCAUCUGGGGACUGCACUGCAGCCUGCGACAGAUUGAAGAGAAGAUGCAGCAACUUCUGCAGGAGAAACUCCUGGCAGAGAAAAGGAUGAAGGAGAAUGAGGAGCGGUCUCGAGCACUGGAGGAGGAGCGGGAGUUUUACUCUUCCCAGUCGCAAGCGCUGCAGAACUCGCUCUCGGAGCUGACUGCAGAGAAACAGCAGGCAGAGAGAGACCUCAAGGCUGAAGUGAAGGUACGCAUGGAUCUGGAGAAGAGACUGAGAGAGGCUGAAGAAGCAUUGCAGAGCUUGGAGCAAGGCUUAAAUUCUCUGAAUUUCAACAAGGAGAAAGAGAAGAAGAUGAAAGCAGAUGUCAGUAACUUGAGAAAGUUCUUUGAAGAGUGCAUCCGCAAUGCUGAGCUGGAGGCCAAGAUGCCUGUGAUCAUGAAGAACUCCGUGUACAUCCACAAGGCUGCCACCCGCCGCAUAAAGAGCUGCCGCUUCCGCUGCCGGAGAACCAGCACUUCCUGGAAUGACAUGAAACAGUCACAGUCCUUCAUCUUCUCACAUGCAGAAGCUGAAAACAUUGAAGAGCUGAAAGAAGCAGCCAAAAGACUGAGCCGGGACCAGCGCUUUAGGAAAACUAUCUAUCAAAUAAUGAGGUCACAAAAGGAUUCUGCUUCAGGGGACAAAAAGUGACUCUUCUUGGGAGGGGGCUUCUGAGCUCAACCUGCCAUUCAGCUCUGCAAAAGUUACAGCCUUGGGCACUAGGCUCAGAAGGGAGAUUGGCAUUUGGGUGGGGAAGGUGGGGGAGAGGUGUGUGUAGGCAAUCUCUUCAGUUAUUGGCUUUGCUUUAGUUUGAGUGCUCCCUGCAGCCUGGCAGACAUUGUCUGCUGAUCACUCCAGACCUGUUUGCUUCAGCUGCUUGCAUUAAGCCAUGUUUUGCCAAGAUGCCACAGUCAGUGUUAAAGUGAACCAGAGACCGUUGCUUAGGAAGUG
Lonchura striata (white-rumped munia) is the source of this 2401-nucleotide messenger RNA. The record is from RefSeq and is a predicted model, not a curated record. NCBI's taxonomy places the organism in Eukaryota, Metazoa, Chordata, Aves, Passeriformes, Estrildidae.